CACCUGGAGAGAGGGCCCAAGUUGGCCCAUGCUUGCCCUAGGUCCACCUCAGUCAUGAAUAAUAGAAGAGCCAGUGUGGCGGACCGCUUUCAGCCUUGGCCCCAUCUACACUGCCAUAUAGCCCAGUUUCUGAAUCCCAGCGAUCUGCUUUGAACUGGGUUGUAGGGCAGUGUAGACGCAGCCCGUUUCAUUGGUCUUCUGCCAUGGUUGCUGUGAGUCGCAGGAGAGGAAUCAAGUGACUCAAAAGAAGAGGGUCCACUUCCCCGGCCGAAGCCCAGCGGUGGUGGCGAGCAAGGCCAACUCUCUCAGCCUUUCCUUGCCCAGGAAGCCCAAGGAAACCCGAGAAGUGGGUCACGCAGAGUUGGAAACCUCCGUUGCCUUCAGUGCAAAAGUCGGGCGCGACGUGCGGCGGCGGCGUGUCCUUCCCCGUGGAGGUUCCCCCAGUCCCCGGCCACCCGCGAGUUCCAAAGGGCAGAUUCCACGCCACGAGAACAAUCGCGGCGCCGAGGGAGAGAGGGAGGAGGGGGGAGAGGUCGUUGCCCCAGAGAAGCGCCUCCUUCCCUCCCUCCCUCUCUCUCUCUCCUGCCCUUCUUCCCCGUGUCAAAGGCUGCUCGGAAGCGCUCGGGCUGUUUGGACGUGACCACCGGAGGCAGCCCUAAGACAAGCCCUCGGGGGAAGGUGAAAUCCUUUUAUUGUUUCCACCCGAAGACACAUAGGAAAAGAUGUCUUACUUAAUGAAAAAAGUUCUAAAAUAUAGGUCUGCCAGUCAUCUUCACAAUGUCGGAAGAUUAUUUAGUAAAAUACAAAUGCUAAGUGGUUCUAAAGCCUUCAGUGGUCAGAAUAUGAGAAUACAAGCAUUUUCUCAGGCCAGUUCUGAAAAAACAGACUCUUUCAGUUAUGUGAUAGUUGGAGCCGGAUCCGCAGGGUGUGUCUUGGCCAAUCGGUUGACUGAAGAUCCUCACAGCACUGUUAAACUGCUGGAAGCAGGGCCAAAAGAUACCAUUUUAAAUAGCAAACUAUUACUGUGGAAGAUUCAUAUGCCUGCUGCCUUGACCUACAACCUGUGCGAUGAAAAUUAUAACUGGUAUUACCAUACCACACCACAAAGGCACAUGGAUAACCGUAUCAUGUACUGGCCCAGAGGAAGAGUGUGGGGUGGAUCAUCCUCUCUCAACGCCAUGGUUUACAUCAGAGGCCAUGCAGAAGAUUAUAACAGGUGGAGUAAGGAAGGGGCUGUUGGUUGGGACUAUGAGUUCUGUUUGCCGUACUUUAAAAAAGCACAGACUCAUGAACUGGGUCCUGACACUUAUCGAGGUGGGAACGGUCCACUCCAUGUAUCAAGGGGCAAAACCAACAACCCCCUUCACCAUGCAUUCUUGGAUGCCGCCCAGCAAGCUGGGUACCCUUUCACAGAGGAUAUGAAUGGUUUUCAGCAAGAAGGUUUUGGCUGGAUGGACAUGACAAUACACAAAGGUCUCAGAUGGAACACAGCUAGUGCCUACCUUCGCCCUGCAUUAUCACGUCCCAACUUGUCUGCAGAAGACAGCACAUUUGUAACAAAAAUUUUGUUUGAAGGCACCAAAGCCAUUGGCAUUGAAUAUAUUAAAAAUGGAGAAAAGAAAAAAGUUUUUGCUAGCAAGGAAGUCAUUUUAAGUGGGGGUGCCAUAAAUUCUCCACAGCUCCUUAUGCUCUCUGGAAUUGGAAAUGCAGAUGAUCUCAAAAAAUUAGGAAUCCCUGUUGUAUGUCACCUUCCAGGAGUUGGACAAAAUCUUCAAGAUCAUUUAGAAGUAUAUGUACAACAGAAGUGCACUCAGCCGAUAACACUGUAUAAGGCGCAAAAGCCUCUUCAAAUGAUCAUGAUUGGCCUUGAAUGGUUCUUGAAAAGUACAGGUAAGGGAGCCUCUGCUCACUUGGAGACUGGUGGAUUUAUUAGAAGUCGGCCAAAAAUUUCUCACCCAGAUAUUCAGUUCCACUUCCUCCCUUCUCAAGUCAUUGACCAUGGACGUGUUGAUUCCCAGAUGGAGGCUUACCAGGUCCAUAUUGGUCCCAUGCGAAGUACCAGCGUGGGAUGGCUGAAGCUGAAAAGUGCUGACCCCAGGGAGCAUCCUAUCCUUGAACCAAACUAUUUGUCUACAGAAAUAGAUGUCUGGGAAUUACGGCAAUGUGUGAAGUUGGCUAGAGAGAUCUUUGCUCAGAAAGCCUUUGAUAAAUUCCGUGGGCCUGAAAUUCAACCUGGAGACCAUGUUCAGUCAGAUGAAGAAAUUGAUGCUUUCAUACGAAAAAAGGCUGAUAGUGCCUAUCAUCCUUCCUGCACUUGUAAAAUGGGACAGAGUUCUGAUACGACUGCUGUAGUGGAUCCCCAGACCAAAGUUAUAGGAACAGAAAACCUCAGAGUGGUCGAUGCGUCAAUAAUGCCUAGUAUUGUCAGUGGCAAUUUAAAUGCCCCAACUAUCAUGUUAGCAGAGAAAGCUGCUGAUAUAAUCAAGGGUGUGCCCUCACUGCAAGAGAAAAAUGUGCCUGUAUAUAAACCCAAAACUCUGGAAACCCAGCGCUAACUACCGCCUGUUUUGUGUCCAGGAUGCAGACGUUUCUCACAGUAUAUGAAUCGUGUCCUUAACUUUGCUGUGAGAAUAAAUAUAAAAAGCUCUGCCUUAUUUCAUAGCCACUAAUAAGUUUUAUUUGGCAUACAUUUUUGUGGCCUGCAAUCCACCUCUUCAGAGAACUUAUUAGUGUGUGUUUUUCUGUAGAGUUCUAUAGCUUUGUUGUCUUGUUGUCUUUUUAAUGUUAACUUCUUUUAUAAUAACAAAUCCAAAGCCACUUCCAGUUGCAGCCAACUGAAGUGAUGAGAUGUCUUAUAGAAGUUACUUAGAAUGAGUUGAUUAUACUGCCUUGUAAUAACAACUUAUCUCAGAAACUACUGGGCAAAUGACACAAAAUUUAUCAUUAUGUUUGCUGAUUAUUUUUUUGUUAUUGUUUGAAGCAUGUAUAUCUUGCCCUGCAACCCAGACAGUUGCCUAUGUUGCCUGCUAAUAGUUAAUUUGGCAGCUGCAUUUUUCAAGAUUACAAUAUAAGUAAGAUGUCACACAAGGAAAAGAGAUAGACAUGGGUGUCUUGUGAUGGAGCUGAUCUGUCAUCAUGAAUUGAGAUAUAAAGACUUGGGAGUAUGACUAGAAUAUUGGGGGGGGGGGUUCCUCUCUGUCUCUUCAUUUUAGGGGGGAUGCUUGGAAACAUGGGAGCAAAUUGUGCCUUUUCCAGCAUUUUGCAUCUCUAAUCUUGAAUUUUCUUUCAAAUAGCUAGAAAAACAGUUAUCCAAGCUGGGCUGAAAUUUAACCUUCUUGCUUAUUCUGAGUUAUAGGUGAAAUGGAUGUUAGCAUGCUUCCUCAGAUCUAGCUAAGUAAGACUAAUGGUUUUAUUUUUGUGUUUCUUCAAGCCAUUUCUAAUCUAUAGCAAUCCUAUUAUGGAGUUUUCUUGGAAAGGUUUAUUCAAAUGGGGUUUGCUAUUGUCUUCCUGUGACUGAGAGACAUGUCCAAAGUCUGCCAGUUGGUUUCCAUAGCUUGAGCAGAGAUUCAAACCCUAGCCUUAGUCCAGUGCUCAAACCACUACACCAAGCUGGCUGUGUGCAUCCAAGAAAAAAAAAUCUUGACAACUUCCAUUGAAAGUCAUGAAAGGGGAUUUAUCUUCUUCCUUGCUAUCUUAAUCCCAAUGAGUUUUGCUUGUGAUCCAAAUGAUUCUUCUUUGUUACAAUAAUAUCUUUGCACUGGAUCAUAUGAAUAAUAUGAUGUAAUUUAGACAAGUGUUCUCAGGUAAUGUUUAGUUCAAAAAUAAAGAAAGAAAAAAAAGAGGAAAAUGAGAUAAUCAAAGUAUCUCAGUUGUACUCAUCAGCCUGUUGUUAUUUCAUGCUUGACAUGCUUUCAGAGAUCUCUAUCAGCUGUGUAGAAAAUAUGUCACUUUAAUAUUUUUAUUGUUUUAUUUUCCACUUCCAAAGAACCUUGUAGAUCAAUAAAAAACAAAACUGUCA
Messenger RNA from Anolis sagrei ordinatus, 4018 nucleotides. It is a transcript of the gene CHDH, whose product is annotated as choline dehydrogenase. Lineage: Eukaryota; Metazoa; Chordata; Lepidosauria; Squamata; Anolidae. The record is from RefSeq and is a predicted model, not a curated record. Gene Ontology annotation, cellular component: mitochondrial inner membrane. Gene Ontology annotation, molecular function: choline dehydrogenase activity; flavin adenine dinucleotide binding.